Labeo rohita (rohu) is the source of this 1503-nucleotide messenger RNA. RefSeq names its product proliferating cell nuclear antigen (gene pcna). The record is from RefSeq and is a predicted model, not a curated record. Gene Ontology annotation, cellular component: PCNA complex. Gene Ontology annotation, molecular function: DNA binding; DNA polymerase processivity factor activity. The transcript has 6 exons. NCBI's taxonomy places the organism in Eukaryota, Metazoa, Chordata, Actinopteri, Cypriniformes, Cyprinidae. Gene Ontology annotation, biological process: leading strand elongation; regulation of DNA replication; translesion synthesis. Bases 285 to 1067 code for a protein of 260 amino acids.
GUCAGAGGAAAUGACGAAGGCAAGAGUUGGCCAGUUUAUGAAAGUCCCAGCAAAAGCGCGCGCAGUUACAUUCAGGUCCUCGAGAGAAGAGAAGACAGGACAGAGACACCUGUGUUUCUUUUAGAGUCUUUGGAUUUGUACGUGCUAGCGCUAAAAUACUUUGAUAGUCUAAGAUUACUGCGUUCCUGCACUUUAAGACAAGCAGAAAGCUAGGCCGCGCUUGUGUCAUAACAGGAAUUAGAUAACUUUUUUUCUUUUCUCCUGCCAUAAAAAAAAGAAGCACAAUGUUUGAGGCACGUCUCGUUCAAGGAUCAAUCCUUAAGAAGGUUCUGGAGGCUCUGAAAGACCUCAUCACCGAAGCCUGCUGGGAUGUCAGCUCCUCGGGCAUCUCUCUGCAGAGCAUGGAUUCAUCUCAUGUGUCCCUGGUGCAGCUCACGCUCCGAAGUGAUGGGUUCGACUCCUACCGCUGCGACAGAAACCUGGCCAUGGGUGUCAAUUUGAGCAGCAUGUCAAAGAUUCUGAAGUGUGCUGGAAAUGAAGAUAUCAUCACACUUAGAGCAGAAGAUAAUGCAGACUCCUUGGCGCUUGUGUUUGAAACACUCAAUCAGGAGAAAGUGUCCGACUAUGAGAUGAAACUGAUGGAUCUGGAUGUGGAGCAGCUUGGCAUUCCAGAGCAGGAAUACAGCUGUGUGGUGAAGAUGCCCUCUGGUGAAUUUGCCCGUAUCUGCAGGGAUCUGUCACAGAUCGGUGAUGCUGUCAUGAUUUCUUGCGCCAAGGAUGGCGUGAAGUUCUCUGCCAGCGGAGAGCUGGGCACAGGCAACAUCAAGCUCUCACAGACAAGCAAUGUCGACAAGGAGGAUGAAGCGGUGACAAUUGAGAUGAAUGAGCCAGUGCAGCUUAUUUUUGCAUUGAACUACCUGAACUUCUUCACCAAAGCCACUCCUCUGUCCAAGACGGUCACGCUCAGCAUGUCUGCAGACAUUCCACUAGUGGUUGAGUACAAGAUUGCAGACAUGGGACACAUCAAGUACUAUCUGGCACCCAAGAUUGAUGAAGAAUCAUCCUAAAUGCAUGUGGAAGACUGAAGUCUGUCAUCUGCAGAAUUUUGUCCUGCAUAUCAAAUUAUUUCAAUAGAUGUUUUGGGAAAAUGCCUUUUACUUCUGUGUCUGCUGUGGUUUCCAGUUCAAUGGAUUCACAAUUCUGUGACCACCUAAGCCAUUUUGUAUUAUUGGCAGAUACAUGGGCACACUUAAAAGAUGGUAGUUUGGUACUUAGCUUUACCAGGCGCUGUGGACUGAGAGUAGAGUUCUUAAAGACAGCAUGUACAGGCUCAACUUUGUCUCAGUCUCAUUUUCUUAAUCUUUGUGCUCUUAUCUUCUUUCUUGACUCCAUUUCAGGUUUUUGUCCAACUGCUCAUUCCAAUGUGUAGAUAAUUGUCUGUAAAUAUGCUAAUUGGACACUGUUCAUCCGGUCAACCAUUAAUAAAACUUUUUGUAAUGAUGA